Messenger RNA from Micromonas commoda, 1391 nucleotides. RefSeq lists its product with no specific name. NCBI's taxonomy places the organism in Eukaryota, Viridiplantae, Chlorophyta, Mamiellophyceae, Mamiellales, Mamiellaceae. Gene Ontology annotation, molecular function: ATP binding; protein kinase activity. Bases 12 to 1289 code for a protein of 425 amino acids. Gene Ontology annotation, biological process: protein phosphorylation. The transcript has a single exon. The record is from RefSeq and is a predicted model, not a curated record.
ACACCCGCUUCAUGGACACCGGCGGCGCGACGGACAAGGGCGACGAACGUGAAGGUAAAGGAGGUAAAGAGUCGGACGAAUGGAGGUACUACGGCAGGGGGGAGGACAUGGGCGCGUCGUUUGGCGUGCUGCCGGGGCACGAGGCUAAGGUUGACGGCGGCGGCUUUUCGCAGAUGCCGGCGCCGCCGGGGGAGUCGCCGCCCAGGGCUUCGCCGGCGGGGACGAUCGCCGGACGGACGUCCCCGGCCGAGCGGCAGGACUCGACGGAAUCGCCCGAGCCCUCGUCGUCGUCGUCCCCCGCGUCGCUGCUGUCCAUCGCCGUGGACCUGAGCAUCCCGGCGGAGGAGAUCCAGCUCGGCGAGCGGAUCGGCAUCGGGAGCUACGGCGAGGUUCACCGCGGUUUGUGGCGCGGGACGGAGGUUGCCGUGAAGCGGUUCCUGGACCAGGACCUCUCGCAGCACCUGAUGCGCGAGUUCGAGACGGAGGUUGACCUGAUGCGCAGGCUUCGUCACCCCAACGUGAUUUUGCUCAUGGGCGCGGUGACCAAGACUCCGAACCUGUCCAUCGUCACGGAGUUUCUGCACCGGGGCUCGCUCUACAAGCUGCUGCACAGGCCGCAGCCGCCCCAGGUCACCGCCGCGCUGAGCGAGGCGCGGCGCAUGCGCAUGGCGCUGGACGUGGCGAAAGGGAUGCAUUACCUGCACUCGUGCGAUCCGAUCAUCGUUCACAGGGAUCUCAAGUCGCCCAACCUGCUGGUGGACAAGCACUGGAUGGUGAAGGUUUGCGACUUUGGGCUCUCGCGGAUGAAGAAUCACACGUUCCUCAGCUCCAAGUCGAACGCGGGAACGCCGGAGUGGAUGGCGCCCGAAGUUCUGCGAAACGAACCGAGCGACGAGAAGAGCGACAUAUGGAGCUACGGCGUCAUAUUUUGGGAGCUCUUGACGCUCAAGGAGCCGUGGAACGGUUUGAACCCGAUGCAGGUUGUCGGCGCCGUCGGAUUUUCCGGCAACUCGCUAGCGAUUCCCGAGGAUGCGCGGCCGGAGGCCAAGUCGCUGUGCGAGGACUGCUUCAGGGGGAACGCGAAGGACAGGCCGAGCUUCCUCGAGAUUCAGAAACGGCUGAGACCGAUGCAGGCGAUGAUCACCAGGCCGGGUAGCGGCAACGGCGGCGCGGCGUUGGGGGGCUCUCCGGCUCAGUUCUCGGACUCAAAGCCGCCCGCGUCGCCGAGCGAACCGGAGAAGCCUCCGCGCGCUCCGCCGCCGAAGGACGAGUACCCCAUCCUCCCAUAGUUAGACGAGCGACGGGGUUUAGGGUUUAGGGGCGAGGGGGGGUCUCGACUGAGCUCGCGGAUAAGGGCAAACCAGGUUUUUAACGUUACAGACAACUUUGAC